AUGUCGGCCCUGUUCAAUUUCCAGUCUCUCCUCCUAGUCCUCCUCCUCCUUAUCUGCACCAGCACAUACGUCCACCAGAUGUUUCCUGCGCUGCUAGACAACCGCAAGCAAGGUCCGAUGGGCGUCUUCUGGAAGGGCGCGCGGAUAGGGGAACGGCUCAGCCCCUACAUCAGUCUCUGCUGCGUGCUGAUGGCGAUCUCGGUGUUUGUCGGCAACUAA
Molecule: messenger RNA, 219 nt
Organism: Grosmannia clavigera kw1407
Lineage: Eukaryota; Fungi; Ascomycota; Sordariomycetes; Ophiostomatales; Ophiostomataceae
Product: transmembrane protein 167 precursor
Exons: 4
Coding region: 1-219 (72 amino acids)
Biological process (GO): intracellular transport; protein secretion
Source: RefSeq, a predicted model, not a curated record